GAGGUUGGCAGAAAACCGUCUGUAUCUGAGGUGGUUUGGCGGUGAAUUUGAAUGAGUGAGAAAGGAAAGCAAAGGAAACCAUUGGCGCCCCACUCUCGAAACAUGAUCUGCUUUACUAUAAUUUACUACUUUGCUUUCCUCAUCAACUUCUCAUCGCCUUUCUUCGAUCUUCAAUCACUAUGCUGUCUGCCGGAAAACGCGCUUCCGCUAAAUCCACACUCAUUUUUAUGCUUCUAUCCCUUGUUGGGAUCGCUUUAACGGUGGAUUUCUUCUGGGCCUCGUCGUCGUCUUCUUCUCCUUCCUCGUCCUCGCCUUUUUUGUCGAACUGGGCUCAGGAGAAAAAUCAAAUCUUUGUAUUUUCCAAACCUAAAAUCGAUAACGAAAAACAGGAGAAGGUAGAAGAUGAAGCCAAGAAGAAUAAUGUCCCUGAGCUGGAAUUAUCAGGUACAUUUGCUGAUCUACCAGCUCCAGAAUUAGAAUGGGAGCAAAUGCCUUCAGCGCCUGUGCCGCGUUUGGAUGGUUCCGCGAUUCAGAUUGAGGAUCUUCUAUACGUUUUCUGUGGAUAUGGAACACUAGAUCAUGUGCAUUCCCACGUCGAUGUCUACAAUUUCACGGCUAGAAAUUGGACUGAGAGAUUUGAGACGCCAAAAGAGAUGGCGCAUUCGCAUUUGGGAGUGGCAAGUGAUGGAAGAAGAUAUGUGUACAUCGUGUCUGGGCAGCAUGGCCCUCAGUGCACGGCUCCUCCGGUGGCUCUUUCAUUUGUCCUCGACACGAAGACGAGGAAGUGGGAGAGCUUUCCCUCAUUGCCGGCUCCUAGAUAUGCUCCAGCAACUCAGCUAUGGAGGGGAAGGCUACAUGUAAUGGGUGGUAGCAAAGAGAAUCGGCACACACCUGGAACCGAUCAUUGGAGCAUUGCAGUGAAGAAUGGUAAAGCAAUCGAGAAAGAAUGGCGAAAGGAAAUGCCCCUACCCCGAGGGGGACCUCAUAGGGCUUGUGUCGCUGUUGGUGAUAAUCUGUUUGUUAUAGGCGGUCAAGAGGGUGAUUUUAUGCCAAAACCGGGGUCGCCUAUCUUCAAAUGCUCAAGGAGGCAUGAGGUGGUUUACGGGGAUGUAUAUAUGCUUGAUGGUAAGACGAUGAAGUGGAAAGUUGCGAGCCCUAUGCCCAAACCUGAUUCCCAUAUAGAGUCAUCUUGGAUCAUUUGGAAUAACUCGAUCAUCAUAAUGGGAGGGACGACGGAGAAGCACCCUGUAACUAAAAGGAUGAUCCUAGUGGGAGAGAUGUUCCAAUUUCAUUUGGAUACCCUGAAAUGGUGUGUGAUGGGGAAGCUUCCAUACCGCGUGAAAACGACGUUGGCUGGCUUGUGGGAUGGGUGGGUGUAUUUGACAUCUGGGCAGAGAGACAGAGGAGAGGAUAAUCCGCAACCAAAGAAAGUGAUAACAGAAAUGUGGAGAACUAAGUUGAGCUUCUCAUGUUCUCCUGCCAUAGAUUAGGCUUUCUUUUUUUCAACUUGAGAAAAUUUUCUCCAUAUCCACAGCCAUACUUGUUUAUGUAUAUCAUGUUCAUAUGUUAUUUAGAUUCAUCACUUGCUGCUGUUAUUUAACAUUAAUUGCGAGAUAGGAUAGUCGGGACAGGUAUUCUUAUUCAGUUUUUAGUUUGAGUUUAACCUUAUGUAUUUCUUGUAUGAAUUUGGUCAUCGAAUUAGGGGCAUUUACUUUGCAUGA
This is a messenger RNA of Salvia miltiorrhiza (redroot sage), 1721 nucleotides long. RefSeq names its product kelch repeat-containing protein At3g27220-like. Gene Ontology annotation, molecular function: protein binding. The transcript has 7 exons. Lineage: Eukaryota; Viridiplantae; Streptophyta; Magnoliopsida; Lamiales; Lamiaceae. The record is from RefSeq and is a predicted model, not a curated record. The coding region runs from base 180 to 1490 and encodes 436 amino acids.